This is a messenger RNA of Zalophus californianus (California sea lion), 4241 nucleotides long. RefSeq names its product chloride intracellular channel 4 (gene CLIC4). The transcript has 6 exons. Bases 182 to 943 code for a protein of 253 amino acids. The record is from RefSeq and is a predicted model, not a curated record. Lineage: Eukaryota; Metazoa; Chordata; Mammalia; Carnivora; Otariidae.
UGCGGACGCCUCCGAGUCGCGCGCGGGGCGUGGGGCAGUGCUGGGCAGGCGAGGCUGCUGAGAGCUCGACGCCGGGACUGUCCAGGGAGGCGCAGCGCAGCGCGGCGGGAACCCUCAGCCGGAGCAGCCCCGGAGCAGGAGCAGCCGCCGCCGCCGUCCACGGAGCGCAGCCGAACCGGCCAUGGCGUUGUCGAUGCCGCUGAACGGGCUGAAGGAGGAGGACAAAGAGCCUGUCAUCGAGCUCUUCGUCAAGGCUGGCAGUGAUGGUGAAAGCAUAGGAAAUUGCCCCUUUUCCCAGAGGCUCUUCAUGAUUCUUUGGCUCAAAGGAGUUGUAUUUAGUGUCACAACUGUGGAUCUGAAGAGGAAGCCUGCAGACCUGCAGAACUUGGCUCCUGGGACCCACCCACCAUUUAUAACGUUCAACAAUGAAGUCAAAACGGAUGUAAAUAAGAUUGAAGAAUUUCUUGAAGAAGUCUUAUGCCCUCCCAAGUACUUGAAGCUUUCACCAAAACACCCAGAAUCAAAUACUGCCGGAAUGGACAUCUUUGCCAAAUUCUCUGCAUAUAUCAAGAAUUCAAGGCCAGAGGCUAAUGAAGCAUUGGAGAGGGGUCUCUUGAAAACCCUACAGAAACUGGAUGAAUAUCUGAAUUCUCCCCUCCCUGAUGAAAUUGAUGAGAACAGUAUGGAGGACAUUAAGUUUUCUACACGUAAAUUUCUGGAUGGCAAUGAAAUGACAUUAGCUGAUUGCAACCUGCUUCCCAAACUGCACAUUGUCAAGGUGGUGGCCAAAAAAUACCGCAACUUUGAUAUUCCAAAAGGAAUGACUGGCAUCUGGAGAUACUUAACUAAUGCACACAGUAGGGAUGAGUUUACCAAUACCUGUCCCAGUGAUAAGGAGGUUGAAAUAGCCUAUAGUGAUGUAGCCAAAAGACUUACCAAGUAAAAUAUCCCUUCUGAGGGAGAUGUCUUUGCAUCUUCCCCUAAGAAUAUGCUUUUCCUAACAGACUGCUCCUGUUCCUAUAAAGUAGAAAUUUUAUUUUGCAUGAACGUGCAGUUAUUCAAGAUUAGGAUGAAGGACAGACAAGGUGUAGUAGCUAUCUUUAAAUAUACACUCCGAAGCAGGAUUAUGUUAGAGCGCUUUAUCCUUCCUCCCUCCCCUGCCCCAUACCCUCUUCUCCUCGAAUCCGAGACACUCCGCCACACCCUUCACUCUAGAGGCAGAUUGCCGCCCCUCCGGAGCCCUCCCCGUUGUGUCUGUUCCCUGUGGACUGAGGGCAGAACUUCGGAGGGCCAGUGUGUGACUGUCAGAAUAGUACCCACGACUUCAUCAGUCAGCCCCAAACUGGUGCACGAUGCAUGGUACAAGGCAUGUUUAUGUAUUUGGGGAAUUGUAUAAUACUUAGUAAGAGUAUAUGGAAGGAUUGCUACUGUAUCAGAAUACUCUGUCUCAACUCAGUCUGUCCUGGCUGUGUCACCACCAGUGAAGAGAGCCUUCCACAGAAAGUCACUACAGAUUUUGCUGUUUUACUUUGUACAUGGAUUUUUACUUUUGCCUAAAAGCAUUUAUCCUUCAUACCAGUUCUCACAUCUGACACUAUGUAGGAGCUACAAGUUCAGAGAGAGGGAUGAUAUUCUCGAGAUCUUCCUCAAAGCAUUUUAUCUAUCUGAGAAAAACCUAUGGGCACCUGCUACUCUGUCUGAAUGUGUUGCUUUUUGUGUGUAUUUUGCCCAGUGCCAUUCAUUCGGAACCUUAUUGCUUUCCUCCUUUAUUUUAAGAAGCUCCUUUUUAGGUAAGCGUAGACCUUGCUGCGUCUGUAGAUCUUCUGAGUAACACUACAUAAACUGAUUAGUUGAUUUAACGAUAGCAGUAUGACUUGUAAUGUAAAAAUUAACAGAUAAUAACCUAAGGAAUGUAGGGUGGGUUUGUCAAAAUGUCAAGGAGAAUUUUGUUUCUGAAGCAUAUUUAAUUAAUAUGGAUAAUCUAAAGAAUGCCUUUUCCAUCAUAUAUUAAAAACAAGAUAAAACAGCCAUCACCAGCUUUCCCAUUCAACCCCCGUUGACUCUUAAACUUUGGGUAGAGCAUGGUUCACUCCUUUGGAACUAAAUUAUAGUUGUUAUGGUGAGUACGUAUUUACUGCAGUUUUGCCUAAUCUCAAUCAUUGUACUUCCUUCAAUUAAAUUUUUCUAAAGCCACGUUGAGGAAUAGCACUCUGCAUGUUUGUUUUUUUUAAAAAUUGAAGUCCUAAACCAGGAAUGAUUUGUGCUCUAACAAGGGAGGAUGAACUUGGUAAAAAUAAAAGUUGGCUACGUAUUUAUUCAUUUUAAAAAAAAUGGACUAAGUACUACUGCUCCAAAGACCAUAGUUGUAACUAUCAUACAGUUUUGGUAAUUUUUUAUAUGUAACUUGUUUAAGAAGUGCUAUUUCUCCUAGGCUGUUUUUGGAAAUUUACGUUAUUGCUUUAAAAUGGCAAUGUUUUCCCCCGUCUGGUGUGUUAACAUUUAGUAAUCACUGGCAUUAGGGAAGCAGCCUGAUUUUUAUAAGCGUAUACUGCAUUUUUUAACCUAUCAGUCAGUAAUUAGCUUGGUAUAGAAAGAUAAGCUCCAUAUUGCAUCCAUUUGGCUCAGGGAGGUUUCUUUGCCUUGCCUUUCUUAGAACUCCUUAUUGCAGAUCAAAAGUUUGGGCACCCACCUUUAAUUAAAUAUUGGAUGAUGACUUACCUGGUUGCAAGAAAAGCACUCAGGUUAUCGCUGGGAAGUUCUAUAGCAGUAGCUUCGGUGGGAGAAAAUGUCACGUGUGCUCCAGGACACAGGCAGCCAUCACCACUUCUCACCUCCUUUUAAAAUAGUAGUAACUUGGCAUUCAGGUGAUACUGAACCUCGCCUCCUGGCUCUCAAAAUAUGAAAAAGAUUCAAGAGAAGGGUCUGUUCUUUCCAGUGAGCAGGGGACUAAGUGGUGCAGAAUAGAGGGGCUAAUGAGGACGGAGGUACAUUUCUCAAAAUAGAGGGAUGAAAACCACAUUCUGAAAUUCAAUCGUGAACUACUUUCACUUUGGAUAUUUAUUCUCUUCAUUGUCUUUUUAAAAUUUAUCCCAUGAUUGUACUUGGCUGUUUGUCUAGAUGUCCAAGGAAGGCAGGUCUGUCUGUUACAAUUUUGAUGUAGAAAGACAGAUCUUACUAUUACUUUAUCAGGGAAGAUAGAUGAAAUUGAGAUUGGCAAAUGGACAAAAGCUAGGAAAAAGGAUGAUCCCAGAACAUGAUUUUUUUCCUCCCAUUUAUACUUGUGGAAAGAUCAUAGCUUAAAAUCUUGGGAGAUUUUAGGGCAUAGAAGUUUUCAUGGUAGUUCGUGUAGUUUAUGAACUGACAUAAUGCAGAUCAUCUGAUACUAUUUCUAUAACUACUAAAUCAUUUCCCCCUUUAUGUAAACCCCUUCUGUCCCACCUCACCGAGAUUAGAGUCUGAAUGGAAACUCUCACUGUUUUCCAAGGAAUUCUGAGAUAUUUUUGUGUUGAACAGUUGGAAAGCUCUUUACUAUUUCAGUUGAUAUAACUUUUUUUUUUUAAAUGUAGGUGCAGAUUUUCUAUACCCCUCUGCUAUCUUUUAUUAAGAGCAUUGACUUUUGUGAUGAAAAUCAUAUUAGGUUUGAUUUCUUGAUAACUCAGCUUACACAAUAGUUUUAAACUCUUGAGCGAUCUGUGUACAAUUUAGAGAUUUCUGACAUUUAUUCUUCACUAAGUUGAUCAACUCUAGAAUUUAGGCAUUUUAACAUCGGUUGAGUUUUGGAUCUUUCCAGAGUUAUGUAGAUAGCUUUUGUUUCUGUACAUUUAGAAUAUCCAUUUAAGAAAUAUCUACAAGGUAAAAAAUGAGAAGAAAUAGCAAUGUAUUUUUUCAUAAACAUUUUGAUACACAUUUCAUCGAUUAACCAUUUUCUUACACUGGUUAUAAUCAGUAUUUGAUUCAGAGAGGGAAGCAUUCAUUAUUGAUAUACUAAAUGGGCUUUUUUUUUUAUUCCAUCUUUUACAAAUGAUCAAGAGCAGGGCUGUCGAAAUUAUAUUUUUAUCAUGGAAAAAAUUUCAACUCCCUAAGUCUUAAUGUUGAACAGAAUUGGAGUAUUUUCUUUAGAAUUGCUUGAAAAGGCAAAUGAAAGCUUAUUAUAGAAUGCUUGUAUUUUCUUUUCUCUCUCUAGAACCAGUAUAUUGCUGGCAGCUAUUGUAUUAAAAAAAUAAAGUAUAUUUUCACUAUCA